Candida dubliniensis CD36 is the source of this 3669-nucleotide messenger RNA. It is a transcript of the gene IRE1, whose product is annotated as bifunctional endoribonuclease/protein kinase. Gene Ontology annotation, cellular component: IRE1-TRAF2-ASK1 complex. Gene Ontology annotation, molecular function: ATP binding; protein serine/threonine kinase activity; RNA endonuclease activity. The transcript has a single exon. Lineage: Eukaryota; Fungi; Ascomycota; Pichiomycetes; Serinales; Debaryomycetaceae. Gene Ontology annotation, biological process: protein phosphorylation; intrinsic apoptotic signaling pathway in response to endoplasmic reticulum stress; IRE1-mediated unfolded protein response. The record is from RefSeq and is a predicted model, not a curated record. The coding region runs from base 1 to 3669 and encodes 1222 amino acids.
AUGCAUUUAUUCUAUUUCAUUUCAUAUAUAAUAUCAGUACUCAUAGUGUCGAUUAUUGCUUCGCCUCGACUAGAGCGGAUCACCACCAGAUAUUUAUCUCCUCAAGAGCAACAGCAGCAACAACAGCAACAACAACAACGACAACGACAGGAUCAACCAUACAAUCCAGCUACUCCUACUAACAACAUAUACACAUCUGCAUCACUACAACCUUUAGCUGAACGAUCGUUAGACGAUUGGGAUUUGAAUAAUAUAAUAUUACUCAGUGACAUUAAUGGCUCAUUACAUUGUGUUAAUCGUGAUGAUGGUAAUCUAAUUUGGUCGUUACCUAUAGAUGAACCACUUGUCAAAAUUCAAUCAAACAUCAAAGACAAAUCAGCAGCACAUAAUAUUCUUUGGUUUGUUGAACCUUAUGAGGAUGGUACCCUAUAUUAUUUCACACCUAAAUUUGGUUUAAAUAAAUUACCCACCAGUAUCAAAGAUCUAGUAAUGGAAUCACCUUUUACAUUGAGUGGUGACGAUAAAAUAUAUACUGGUACUAGAAAGACAUCACUAUAUAAUAUCAACAUUCAUACUGGUGAAAUAAAGUCAUCGUUUGGUAAUACUGAUGAAUGUCCCAUACCGAGAUCGACACUACCUCCAGAAACUGCAUUUAACGCUGAUGAUACAAUAAUGAUUGGUAAAACAACAUAUGAAUUGUCGAUCCAUUCUAAAUCAAACAGUGAUGUCAUGUGGAAUGUCACUUAUUCACAAUGGGUGCCUAACAAUAUUGAUAACGAUUUGAUUUUGCAAAACCAACAAUCAUUAGACAAGAUAUAUUUCACACCAUUCCAUGAUCGUUCUUUAUUGGCAAUAAAUAAAGAUAUUGGUACUCCUAUAUGGAUAAGCAAAUUACCAGGGUUACCCGUUAGUAUUUUUGAUGUUUUCAGUAAUAGUGCCAAAACAAAUGAUUAUUUAUUAUUACCCCAUCCUUUAAAAGUAUUGAAUGAUUUGCAAUCAAAUGAUAUUAAUAAUCAAAAUAUGGUGUUUGUGAAUAAAACUCUGAGUAUCAGUACUGGUAGUACAAAAGACCACCUCAAUGACCAAUGGGUUGCUAUGAGUUUUAAAAAUUAUCCAACAUUAAUUAAAAGUGCACCUAUUUCAAAAUAUCAAGAAAUUUUAAAUAAAUAUUAUGCUGGCAUAAACAUUAAUAAUAAUGAUAAAGAAUAUUCAGUUGAUUAUAUUGAGAAUUUUCAGAUUGUUAAUAAUUCGAAUGAAAAUAUUGAACAUUUAAUUUCCGGUAUUCAUAGAGUAUUUGAAUUAUCACCAGAAAAUUCGUAUCAACCAUUUGAAAGAUUCCAUUCUCCGAUGGAUGAUAUUAAGAGGAUUGGUGACGGAACUGGUAAUGAUGAUAAAGACGAACAGUCAUCAGCGGAAAGGACGAAAAAUAAUGGUGGUGUUCCUGAUAUCAUUGGUGGAUUAAAGUUCCCAUCAAGAUUAUCAAUUUUGACAUCGGAGAUUCUCUUGAUUGAACCUUCAAAAGACAAUCAAUUGGAACAACAGGGCAAUCUGCACCAUAAUCAAGAUACACUGAGGUUUGAUAAUUCCAAUGUUACUAGCUCAGGUAUUAUGAGAAGAAUCAUUGAGGAUUUGGCAGUGUUGAUAGUUUUAUUUGUAUUGUUAAUGACUUUUGGUAAAUCAAACAAUAUUGUGAAAAAAGUACUUGGACAAUUCACAAAGCAACAACAUGAAUUAGAUGAAGAAAAACAACAACUGCAACUGCAACAAGAAAAAGAAAUCGUUGUUGAAGCACCUAUGUCAUUAGUCUCCAAUAAUAUACCUUCGGCAACCGACAACAGACCAGUUGACAAGAAGAUUAAAGAAAUCGACGAAAAAACAACUGACGUUAUCGAAGUUAAACAAGAUAACAAUGAUACAUUGGUUGUUGACACUAAAACCAAGUCACUGUCUCCAGAAAUUGAAACUGACCCCAAAAAUAAGAAAAAGUCGAAAAAAGUUGUGAUUGUUGAACCAGAAACUGAUCUUGAUCUUGAGUCUGAACCAGACCAGCAAACUGAAACCGAUGUAGCUACCAUAACGGAAAGUAAUGAUGAUAAGGAAGAAACAACACCGAAAAAGAAACGGAAAAGAGGUAGUCGUGGAGGAAGACGAGGUGGAGCACGUAAGAACAAUAAAUUGAAAACUAAUGGAGAUGAUGAUCAAGAAGAUCAACCACAAAAUGAAGAAUCAGUUGACGAAGAGAUUAUCACUACUAAGAGUUUGAUUCCACCUAGUUCAUUACCUGCUGUUAAAUCAAGAAAGAAACUUCAAAUUGAAAAUAAUCUCGUUAUAUCCGAUAAGAUUCUUGGUUAUGGUUCACAUGGAACGGUUGUUUUCCAAGGUACAUUUGAGAAUCGACCAGUAGCUGUUAAAAGAAUGUUACUUGAUUUUUAUGAUAUUGCCAAUCAUGAAGUGCGGUUAUUACAAGAAUCUGAUGAUCAUCCUAAUGUUGUACGUUAUUUUUGUUCACAAAGUUCUGAAUCUGAGAAAUUUUUAUACAUUGCAUUAGAAUUGUGUCUUUGUACAUUAGAAGACAUUAUAGAGAAACCUCAAAAGAUGCCUCAUUUAAGUAUUCCUAAAAGGAAUGAUAUUUUAUAUCAAUUGGCCAGUGGAUUACAUUAUUUACAUUCAUUAAAAAUAGUUCAUCGUGAUAUUAAACCACAAAAUAUUUUGGUGGCCAAUAUUAAAAGGAAUGGUAAACAACAAAAUCAAAUUAAUGAUAGUAAUGAAAGUUGUUGUGAGAAUAAUGUUCGUUUAUUGAUUUCGGAUUUUGGAUUAUGUAAGAAAUUAGAAAAUGAUCAAUCUUCAUUUAGAGCUACUACACAAAAUGCUGCUCUGGGGACUUCAGGUUGGCGAGCACCAGAAUUAUUAUUAAACCAUGAUUUAUGGGAGAUAUCUCCUGAUUCAAUCUCAUCAAUUCAUUCCAAUAGCAACAGCAAUGGCAACAGCAAUAAUAAUGGUGCUACUUCUGGUAAACGAUUAACUAAAGCGAUUGAUAUAUUUUCUUUGGGGUGUGUAUUUUAUUAUAUUUUAACUGGAGGAUAUCAUCCAUUUGGAGAUAGAUAUUUACGUGAAGGUAAUAUUAUUAAAGGAGAAUAUGAUUUAACUUUAUUAAUGGAGAAAUGUCCUAAUGAUCGAUAUGAAUCAAUUGAUUUGAUUUCAAAAAUCAUUAGUCAUGAUCCUAGUCAACGUCCUAAUACCGGGAAAAUUUUGAAACAUCCAUUAUUUUGGUCAUUUUCCAAACGAUUAGAAUUUUUAUUAAAAGUUAGUGAUCGAUUUGAAAUUGAAAAAAGAGAUCCACCUAGUCCAUUAUUAUUGAAAUUAGAAGAACAUGCUCAAGCAGUUCAUAAUGGUAAUUGGCAUAAAUUAUUAAAUGAUGAAGAAUUUAUGGAUAAUUUAGGGAAAUAUCGGAAAUAUAGUCGAGAAAAAUUGAUGGAUUUAUUACGAGCCAUUAGAAAUAAAUAUCAUCAUUAUAAUGAUAUGCCAGAAAGCUUACAAUUGAAAAUGGCUCCAUUACCUGAUGGAUUUUAUAAAUAUUUUAAUGAUAAAUUUCCUAAAUUAUUAAUGGAGAUAUAUUAUGUUGUUGAAGAAAAUUUCAGAAAUGAACAUGUUUUCAAAGAAUAUUAUUAG